UAGUUAAUUUAUAAUCUGUGGCGGAUGGUUCUGUGCGGUGGAUUUUGAGUUAUUUUAGAAAAUAAUAUUUAAUUAUUUUAAAAUAAAACCACUAUUUCCAGCUUUGGAUAUUGUUUAACAGGUGUUUGGUGUUGCUCAAAAAUAUACUUAAAACUUACAAUUAAUUAUUUUUUAAAAUAAAGAAGUUAUGGCUGAUAAAAAAAAUUUAGUAAAGAUUGGCAUCAUAGGAGGGUCAGGGUUAGACGAUCCGAAUCUGUUUGAGAACCCUGUGGAGAGAGAUGUGACCACACCAUUUGGGAAACCUUCAGAUGUGCUGUUGGAAGGGUUCAUCAAGGGCGUCCCUUGCGUCCUGUUGGCGAGACACGGUAGGAAACAUCAGCUUCAGCCAUGCGACAUCAACUACCGCGCCAACAUGUGGGCGCUGCGGCAGGCGGGCUGCACGCACGUGCUCGCCACCACCGCCACCGGCUCGCUGGUGCACCACUACCAGCCGGGCGACCUCGUCGUGCUCGACGACUUCAUUGAUAGAACAUGGGGUCGUUCGUGCACGUUUUACGACCGCACUGAGGGCGGGCCGCGCGGCGUGUGCCACCUGCCCAUGCGGCCCGCCUUCUGCGAGAGAGCACGCCGGGCGCUGCUGACGGCGGCGCGCGAGCACGGCCACGUGUGCCACGACACCGGCACCGCCGUCACUAUACAGGGCCCGCGGUUUUCUAGCCGCGCCGAGAGCCUGAUGCACCGAAUGUGGGGCGGACAUGUGGUCAAUAUGACCACAGUUCCAGAGGUGGUGCUGGCGAAGGAGGCGGGGCUGAGUUACGCGGCGGUGGCGCUCGUCACCGACUACGACUGCUGGCGGGAGAACGAACAGUCGGUAUCGGUGAGCGAAGUACUGGAGAUGUUCGCGCGGAACAUCAAGAAAGCCAUCGACGUCAUAGUGGGUGCCGUGCAGAUACUGGCGGCCGAGGAGGAUUACUCGUACUUGGAUGUUCAUAAGGAACUAGUCGAGUCAGCAGUGAUGCUCAAAGAGUAGAUCAAGCAUUUCCAAAGAACAACAAGAAUUUAAAAAUAGUUUUAAGUGAAAAUGUAUUUACCAAAUCAUGUGUAUUCCCAAAAUAAAACACAUAAACUGCG
Molecule: messenger RNA, 1131 nt
Organism: Bicyclus anynana (squinting bush brown)
Lineage: Eukaryota; Metazoa; Arthropoda; Insecta; Lepidoptera; Nymphalidae
Gene: Mtap
Product: S-methyl-5'-thioadenosine phosphorylase
Exons: 8
Coding region: 188-1030 (280 amino acids)
Biological process (GO): nucleoside metabolic process
Cellular component (GO): cytosol
Molecular function (GO): S-methyl-5-thioadenosine phosphorylase activity
Source: RefSeq, a predicted model, not a curated record